AUGGAGACUUCUGGAAUCAAGUGGAAAGCGGAAGAGCAGAGGGAAGAUUUGGAAGGGCAGAUGUCUAGUCAACCCAGCACAUCUUCUGCAAAGCCUACGGGGAAAAAACGAAAAAAGUCAGAGAAAGAAAAAGGUUGUAAACCAAAGGAGGAAAAAACACAAGACACUGAGGCGCCAGGACACACGCGCAGGAAGGUACCAGUUCCUCCUAUGCCAGAUUAUCUGCCCCCAGUGAACCUGAUUCACCGAGAUGUCGUGCGAGCAUGGUGCCUCCAGAAGAGACUGAGCAGCAAAGGCCAGCUUGAGUUGAAGAAUGUUCCUGACUCAGCCAAAGAGGCCAGGUUGAAGACCUCUCACAAAAAAAUGAAGACCGAACCGGAAGAGUCUAAGGUAGCAGUUCCGCUUGAAAUCGUCCCUGUACCAGAGGAGCAGAUACCCGCCCUCAUUGAUCCUCCAGUGCUCUACGAAGAAGUCAGCACCACGGUUGUGGCGACACCUUCCUCAGAGGCAGUGUUGGCAUCUUGGGCCAGAAUUGCAUCCAGUGCUAAAAAGUUCGAGGCAGUGCCAGCCAGUGCAACAUCUGCCGGAGGCCAAGGGGAAAUGUGGUGUGUGGUUCACGGGACAAGCCUUCCUGGGAACUCAAAGGGUUGGGUUCGCCUGCAGUUCCACGCUGGACAAGCCUGGGUGCCUGAUAAGAAAGGGAGAGCGGUUGCCCUCUUCCUGAUUCCGUCCUGCACGUUCCCACCCUCACACCUGGAGGACAACAUGCUGUGCCCCAAUUGUGUUCAUAGGAACAAGGUCUUGAAUAAGAGCCUCGAAGGAUGAAGGACAGAAAUCUUAGUUUGAGCUAGCUGCUCGCAUCAGUCUUGUGACGUGAUGGGCAGAGCCGCAGCUGACAUUCAGACUGAUGGAAAUCCAGAUCUCUGCCUCUGAUGGUGCCUUUCUCACCCAGAAGUUACGGGCUGUUGUAAGUUAGUUGAUGCUUAAGUAGAAGCAGUUUGGAAAAAGCCAGUGAGGCCACCUCUGCUCAUUUUGAUGACUGAUACCGGGAGUGGCUUCCUACUCUUGCGUGAAGAUACAAAAAGUAUCCUAUGUGUUUUGCUGCAUGUGGGUCCUGGGGCAGGAGUAUGACAUCUCCAGAUACAACAGUUGCUAGUCCUGACACCAACACAGUGGUGUCAUAGACAGUUCAGUGGUCAACUGUAAAGAUUUCGCUUGUACCUGUAGCCUCUGCAUGUCAUCUUC
Molecule: messenger RNA, 1245 nt
Organism: Apodemus sylvaticus (European woodmouse)
Lineage: Eukaryota; Metazoa; Chordata; Mammalia; Rodentia; Muridae
Gene: Dppa4
Product: developmental pluripotency associated 4
Exons: 6
Coding region: 1-825 (274 amino acids)
Biological process (GO): system development
Cellular component (GO): nucleus
Molecular function (GO): chromatin binding
Source: RefSeq, a predicted model, not a curated record